AAGUGAAUUUACCUUGGUCCUCGGAAGAAGACAUUUGAGGGAGAAAUAAGUAACGCAGAAACGUGAUGGUUUGAAGCCGAAGGGCGUCUAUAAAUUGUAGUAUUAUUCAUUGUGUUUUAUCAAAAUGUCCAAACUACAGCUGUUGAAUGUGUUUAUCACCGAGCGUUUAACAACAGCAGCAGUGGAGAUAUUUGGUUCAGCAGAAAAGACAUUAGCAGAGUACCAGGAGCGACUAACAACAGCGGCAUUUGAUAUAUUUGUUGUGGUGGAAAAGACGAUCGCAGAGGUUCAGGGAGAGAACGACCGUCUACGAGGACUUCUUCUGGGUCAUUUAGGAGCAGAUCCCCAGCAGCUAAAUCUCCCCGAAGGGGAGGUUUCCCCUAAGCAGCAGCAGCAUUGUGAGCAGGAGUGGAGCCCCAGUCCGGGGCAGGAAGACCCAGAGCCCACACAGAUUACAGAGGAACAGAAGGAACUCAGGACCAGUCAGGAGGAAGAGCAGCUUCAAAGACUUAGGUCUGCUACCACAGAGGUUGUACAAUUGAUAUUUAUUCCUCGCUGUGUGGAAAGUGACUGUGACCAGGACAGCAAGACGGACUCUCUACCCUCCAACACAACUGAACAGACCCAAUCAGCAUUGGAUGACGAGGAUUACAGAGCAUCACAAUUAUCCAGUCACUCUCAACUCCUCUCUGCAUUAAAUCCACACUGUUCUGCAGCUCUGAGUGAAAUCAUUGUAAGUAUUGAUGAAGACGAGAGUGAAGAACUACCGUCAAGGUCAAAGAGAACACGGGAAAAGAAAAAACAAAUCUCUCAAGUCUGCACUGAGGCCAAGACAACCAGUGAGCUGAAAGCACCUUUAAAGUCUCACACAAACAGGAGACCAUGCAAGUGUCAUGUGUGCAGUAAAUGCUUUAAGACACCAGGCCCUUUAAAGGUACAUUGGAGAAUUCACACAGGGGAGAAAUCACACCGCUGUCCUUUUUGUUGUCAAGGAUUUAAGUCAUUAAACGUUCUGAAACUACACCAGAAAGUUCACACUGGGGAGAAAGAUAGAUCACAGCAAUGUCCUGUGUGCUGUAAGUCCUUUCAUAGCACAGCUUCUUUAAAAUAUCAUCAGACAAUUCACACAGGGGAGAAAUCAUUUAAGUGCCAAAAAGGUGGCAGAUCAGUCAGGUGCAAGUGCUACAUCAACAAGUAUAUGAGGACUACUCACCCAGGUGCAAAGACAUACAGCUGUCCCGUGUGCAGUAAAAGCAGUCUUCAUAGUGAGAAACCCAAUCAGUCUUCUGUGUGCAGUACAGACUUUAUUAACUCCUUACCCAAUUAUAAAGUACAUCAGAGCACUCACACAGGAGAGAAAUCAUUUAAGUGUCCCGUGUGCAUUAAAAGCUUCGGGAGUGCAAGUCUUUUAAAAAUACACCAGAUAUAUCACACAGGGGAGAAAUCGCACAAGUGCAAAGAAUGCGACAAACGCUUCUACAGCAAAGGGCAUCUGGUCAGGCAUAUGAUGACUCACACAGGGGAGAAACUUUAUAAGUGCUCUGUAUGUGAAAAAUGCUUUGUAUCAUCGUCUGCUCUAAAAAAACACUGUGAAAUCGAAGAGGAUCCUUGUCGUCAUGAAGUUUGUGACAAAAGCAUCAUGUGGAAGGGAAGCUUGACGGAACACUUAAAUACGCACACAGGGAAGAAAUCAUCUAAGCGCCUUGUAUAUGAAAAAGGCCUCGCAUCAUCAAGUGUUCUAAAAUGCGACCAGCUGGAUCACUGCGGAGGGAAACCAGAAGAGAGUCAAUCCGAGAGGGAGUCGUAUCUCUGCAGCGACUGUGGCAAAAGCUUCCGAACCAUCAGUUACCUGAGAGUGCAUAUGAAAACGCACAGAGAGAGAGAGCUGCAUAAAUGUCCUGUAUGUGGUAAGUGCUUCACGUCAUCGGCUUAUUUCAAACUCCACCAGCGAAUCCACACCGGAGAGAAACAACAUCAGUGCAACGUUUGCAGCAAAAGCUUCACUCUGAGUGGACACCUGACGGAACACAUGAGGACUCACACAGGGGAGAAAUCAUUUAAGUGUCCGGUAUGUGGGAAAAGUUUUACAUCUUCAAGUGUUCUAAAACGUCACCAGCAGAAUCACUGUGGAAAAACUGCAAAAGAAAAGCAAUCUGAGGAAACGUCGUAUCUCUGCAGCGACUGUGGCAAAAGUUUCAGAACAAUGAGUUACCUGAGGGUGCAUAUGAAGACUCACAGAGAGAGAGAGGUGCAUAAAUGUCCUGUAUGUGGAAAAGGCUUCAGGUGGGCCUCUUCGCUAAAAAUCCAUCAGAGAAUUCACACAGGAGAGAAACCUUUUAUGUGCACGGUUUGUAGCAAAAGCUUCACUUGGAAGGGAACCCUAACAGAACACAUGAAGAAUCACACAGGGGAGAAAUCACAUCAGUGCCACGUCUGCAGCAAAAGGUUUGUUUAUAGCAGAAGCCUGUCUCGUCAUAUGAUGUCUCACACAGGGGAGAAACCUUUUAAGUGUCCCCUAUGUGGAAUAUGCUGUACAACAUCAAGUCUUCUGAGAUGCCACCAGCGAAUUCACACCGGUGUGAAACCAUAUCUAUGUAACGUUUGUAGCAAACAAUUCACUUGGAAGGGAGGUCUGACACAACAUAUGAAAAGUCACACAGGUGAGAGACCAUAUAAGUGCCCUGUGUGUGAAAAGGGCUUUAUAACGUCGGGCGAUCUGACACGCCACACGCGUGUUCACACUGGAGAGAAACCAUUUCGCUGCAAUGAUUGUAACAAAUGCUUUAGUCAGAUCAGUUCCCUUAAAUCACACAUGAAGAAUAUUCACUAGAGAGAGAGAGAGAGAGAGAACACAUAACAGUAUAAAAUGUGUCAGUCUCAAGGAUGAAGGGUCCAUUCUAAUUGAUACCGGUAAGGGCACAAUAUAUCAUGGUUGAAAGGAAUGACUGAACUUGUAGAACAUUGUCUAUAGCCUACACUGAGUGUGCAAAACAUUAAGAACACCUUCCUCAUUGAGUUGCACCCCCUUUUUUCCCCCCUCAGAACGAGCCUCAAUUCAUCGGUGCAUUAUUAUCGGUUAUUAUGUAGUUCUACGGUCUGUACUGGUCCAGGAGUGAGUACUCGUAACACAAAGGCUGUUAUUAUGUAGUUCUACGGUCUGUACAGGUCCAGGAGUGAGUACUCGUAACACAAAGGCUGUUAUUAUGUAGUUCUAUGGUCUGUACAGGUCCAGGAGUGAGUACUCGUAACACAAGGGGAGUUAUUAUGUAGGUCUGUACAGGUCCAGGAGUGAGUACUCGUAACACAAGGGGAGUUAUUAUGUAGGUCUCUACAGGUCCAGGAGUGAGUACUCGUAACACAAGGGGAGUUAUUAUGUAGGUCUGUACAGGUCCAGGAGUGAGUACUCGUAACACAAGGGGAGUUAUUAUGUAGGUCUGUACAGGUCCAGGAGUGAGUACUCGUAACACAAGGGGAG
Molecule: messenger RNA, 3475 nt
Organism: Oncorhynchus tshawytscha (Chinook salmon)
Lineage: Eukaryota; Metazoa; Chordata; Actinopteri; Salmoniformes; Salmonidae
Product: zinc finger protein 665
Exons: 3
Coding region: 125-2830 (901 amino acids)
Biological process (GO): regulation of DNA-templated transcription
Molecular function (GO): RNA polymerase II cis-regulatory region sequence-specific DNA binding; DNA-binding transcription factor activity, RNA polymerase II-specific
Source: RefSeq, a predicted model, not a curated record